Molecule: messenger RNA, 1089 nt
Organism: Anopheles funestus (African malaria mosquito)
Lineage: Eukaryota; Metazoa; Arthropoda; Insecta; Diptera; Culicidae
Product: translocon-associated protein subunit gamma
Exons: 2
Coding region: 226-783 (185 amino acids)
Biological process (GO): SRP-dependent cotranslational protein targeting to membrane
Cellular component (GO): membrane; endoplasmic reticulum
Source: RefSeq, a predicted model, not a curated record
UGAUUCCACAUCGCCAAGAAAGUUGACACGUUUCGUUACGUUUACCUUUUUUUUGGUCCUGGUUCUUCGCGUAGCGGUCCGUCGACGCAGAUUUCCCGAUUGUGUGCAUUCGUUGCGGCUUCAUAGUUCCAAAGGAAUUGCGGUACGCACUGUAACUGGUUCAUCGUGUAUCAAAGCAAUAAAUAGUGUUGGUUUCGUGUACGAACUUUCGAAGUUGAAUUUAAAAUGGUUGAAGUAACGAAAGAUCUAGGUUUCACCAAGGAAGAGGAACUGCUGCUGCAGGAUUUUAGCCGGAAUGUGAGCACCAAAUCGAACGUGCUGUUUUAUGGCAGUGCAUUUAUCGUUUCGGCGGUGCCUAUUUGGCUGUUUUGGAGAGUGCAUCAAAUGGAACUGCUGCCGUCGGUAGUGUUCUUCGUGAUUGUCACCGCACUGUGCACGUACCUGUUGGCUAUGGCUUACCGUAACACGAAGUUCACGAUGAAGCACAAGAUUGCCAUCAAGCGCGAGGAUGCGGUGACCCGCGAGAUGACCGCACAGCUUGCCGACGACAAAAAGAUGAGCCGCAAGGAGAAAGAUGAACGUGUGCUCUGGAAGAAGAUUGAUGUAGCAGAAUACGAGGCGACCACUUUCUCGAUCUUCUACAACAACGCCCUCUUCCUGGCCGUGGUCAUUUUCGCCAGCUUCUACCUGCUGCGAUCGUUCACACCGACCUUCAACUACAUCUUCUCGAUGGUCAGUGCCGGUGGACUGUUGGCCUUGCUGUCGACUGGAAAAUCGACGUAAAUAGGAUAGUAACAGCGCCCGAGGGAUUUUGCACGCACAUACGUCUCCUUACUGGCAUCAGUGAUUCCAUCCUAUGUUAGGGAACGAACAGGCGCAAUCAAUUCUACUCUUUAUUUUCCCAGCAAAACAAUAAGACUCACAUACAUAAUUUAAAGUGCGAGUGAGUGUGCCCCUUUUGGUGCAUAUCUUUUUGCAUCGUUACGAACUGAGACAUUCAUUCGCUGCUCUGUACGUCGCAUGAUCGCCGUUCGGCUAAACAAAAAUCAUUCGAAGCAUCGCUCAGUAAAGAUUAAGUUACUAAAAGUA